UUUUAUAACGUUGUUGACAUUCCGUUGCAAUAGCAUGGGUCCACAUGUGGUAUUUUCAGCAAUGAUUUAGCAUAACUUUUGACGUUUUGUGAUAUAUAUUUCUGAAAUAAUGAGUUAAUGCACUGUGGUAUUGAGUGAUCUAGACAUGGCGAAUCGGCGAAAUCUACAGGAGGUGCCGAUGGGGGAUGACAGCCGCCCAACCCCCACCAGAACCGUUACAUCCCUGACAGUAUCUGCAGCCUGUGGCCUGUUGUUUGGGUUUGCAAUUGAAAAAGGAAAAGUUUAUGAACCUGCUGUAGUAAAAAAUCAGAUGUUACUUUCACAAUUUGUUAUGAUGAAAAUGUUCCUUUCUGGAAUAAUAUCAGGGAUGUUUGUAUUGGCCAUGAUGUCUAUGUUGCCGUUCACCAGACGUCAGUACCUGGGGGCUAAGUCCAUCUUCGUGCGGGGUCUCCGUGAGAAGGGAUUCCUGACCACCCUCUCAGGGGGAGCCUUGUUAGGAUCAGGGAUGGCUAUAGCUGGAAGUUGUCCAGGAGUAAUUCUCGCACAGCUUGGAUCAGGAACACACAAUUCAAUGUACACAUUACUGGGAGCAUUAUUCGGGACCCUGCUCUAUGGGAUCCUAGAACCAGUCGUCACAGACCUGACCAAACCAGCACAAACGAUACGAUUCCAAUUUUUGUACAAUGUGUAUGGAUCUCCCUUCUUUGUGAUGGCCUUGCCGUCUGCUGCAGUUCUUUCCUUAGUUGUGUUCACUUUGGAGUUAGCUUAUCCCUGGGAAGAAGAAAUCAAUAUUACAGACUCUGUCUACCAAUCUAGCAGCUGGAUUACCUCCCCUGCAUGGCCACCAUUUGUAUCUGGAAUUGCUGUUGGCAGUUUGCAAAUACCUGUUGUAUUAGUCAUUGGAGACACCUUAGGAGCCAGCAGUAGCUUCUGUACCAUCACGUCUCAGUUUUUUCUUCACAAGUCCUCUAAGAGAUUAUCACCUUAUCUUCUGAAAUUCCAAUCAGGCAUUGAAAAUUGGUGGCAGGUUGCAUUUGUUUUGAGCUCUAUAUUUGGGGCUUUCUUGUCCUCUAUCCUGUCUGGGACGUACGGUUCUGUGGCAGGCGUCUCCAUUGUUCAGUCAUUUGUUGGAGGAGCUCUGAUACUGUUUGGAGCCCGAAUGGCUGGAGGAUGUACCAGUGGGCAUGGACUCUCUGGAAUAGGUUUAUUAAACCUUCUGUCCAUCAGCACCAUGGCUGCAAUGUUUGUUGGGGGAGUUUUAACAGCCAUGAUCCUGCAGUGGAUCAGUUAGAGAACUGUAUACAUGUAACAGACCAAAGACAAUGUACAUUCACUGCUUAUAUUUUGUAUUUUCACAAUUUAUCAUUUACAUUUUAUUUUACAUACAUUUCUGUUAAAAAGAAUUUGUUAAUAAAAAUUCCAAGCAAAGUUUUGUUUUUACUAAGGAAGAUAAUAAUCUUGCACCAUUUUUAGCAGAUAUGUUUGUGAAAAUGGAAGGGCUUUUGUUUAGAUGAAAAUUCAUUGGAUAUGUUGUGUCAUCAAGGUGACAAUAUUAACAUACUACCCUUUCCUCAACAAUAGAAAAUAAGACACAAAUGUAACACAUCAUAAAUAUUUAUUAUUCUAUCUAUAAUCUAAGAAACUAACAAUUACAUGAAAUUACAACACUAAAGCCUAAAAUACCUUAUAAAGGUUGUCUUACUUCAAUGCAGCUCUUCAGGAGUUAUCAUUAUAAUAACAACACUGAACCCUAAAAUACCUUAAAGGCCAUCUCAGUUUAAUGCAGUUCUUAUGAAGUAGUUUAGUUCUAAUUUUUAAGGUACAUUAUAUUGCUAUGAUUUUAAUUUGAAAUAAGUCGUAUCUUUUCCUCAAAAGUUACAUUUUAAUAGCAAAAAUUCUUACUACCCUACUUGUGUUUUAAAUUUUCUGACAGAAAAUGUACAAUUAUUUUUUAUCUUUUAGAUGUCAACCUAAAAAAUUAUGCACUAAUUAAUUAUUCCUGAAACUGCAUUAAUCAAAUUAAUUCAACGGCUUUUAUAAUAAAUCAAGUAAAAAAAAUAUAAAUCACACCUUCUACCCUUCAAGAUGGUAUGUACAAAAACUUCUUAUUUAUAGAAUGUGGCCUCGUUUGUCUUUUUUAAAUAAUCAUUCAAAUAAUUUAGGAGAGGUUAGGUUAUUUGCUCUUGUAUACAGACAGACAGGUUCCGUUACUGGCAAUUUACAUCAGUGACUCUAAUGAGCUUAGCAAAGAGAACUCUUAUAAUCCGUAAAUUAUUAGAAUCAAAAUCUGUACAUUUUUUUCUUUUAAGGGGAAAAAUUCCCAGUCAUAUAAACUUGAGAAAUCAAGCUGCAUUUUAAGGGAUGUUGCCAAAAACCUGUAAUUUUUCAAUUAAGAACUGUGCUAUACUGAUCAGUAGCAUAAACAGUCAAACUGAAAGUUCUUGAACUGAUUUAAUACACAUGUACAUAUGUAUGAACAUAUUAUUGAAUAAUUUUGUAUGUCUUACAUCAAAAUAUUCAGAAAACCUAAGUGCCAAUAAUUCCGAUACACUUUGUUUCCUUCCAACAACAUAAUUCUAUAAACUUAUUUUAUAAAAUGAGCACUUUAAAAUAUUGAAUAUUCAAAUUCUUUCAUUUACUGGUAUACAACAACAAAAACAGACAAAAUUGUCUUUCAUCUGAUAACAGAAAUAGAAUACAUGUGUAUAACUUAAAAUGUAUAACUUUCAUUAGGGGUUUUUAUCAAAUAAAACCAUUUGUUUUGUAUUUCUAUUUUAGAUUCAAAUUAUUGAUUUGUUCCUUGCUUAAAUGAAAAUGUUAUACAUUGUUUUCAUGUUUUUCAAUUUUGCAGUUUCCAUACAAAUAACAAAUAUAAAGUGCAUGUACUGAUAAAUGGGAAAGAAUUCAUUUAGCUAUAGGGAAAAGCUUGGGAGAAAAAGGACAGUUUUAUCAAUAAUAAAAGUCUUCACAAACUUUUUUAGGUUUUAAAAAUUACAAAUUAGAUCUUUCUGAGCAUUUUAUAUUCUGAAUACACAAUAUUAUCCUGUGUCUUAAUAACACCAUAUUUUAACAUUAUGUACCCCCAUUUUUUUUUCUCAUGUGAAUAACCGCAGAGCUGAUUUUACAUAGAUUAAAAUUAAAAUUUUUCUAAAUGUAUACUAGUAUUAAAGCAUAAAACUGUACAAGUUGCAUGAAAAAAACCCCAAACAAAAUAAAAUCAUGUGAUUUUUUUCAAUGUUAGAAACAUUAUAAGCAGUUUUCAUAUACUCCCAUGGGCAUGCAGUCUACAUUUCUAAUAUGUGUUAGAUCAUGAUAUCAAAACGUUAAAUAAUCAUGUUCGUUAUAAUGAUAAAAGAAACUUGUAGUAUAAUAAAAUAUUUUUAAAGUUCCCUCCUCCCAGCAAAUAUUGUUUUUAAAAAAAAUUCCUAAUUUGCUAAAUCUUAUUCAUCUAAAACAAUAAUUUGUCCAAAAUACAACAGAAACUGUCAACAAAGAUGAAAAAAAUGAAAAGUGACUC
Messenger RNA from Magallana angulata, 3517 nucleotides. RefSeq names its product UPF0394 inner membrane protein YeeE-like. The record is from RefSeq and is a predicted model, not a curated record. The transcript has 10 exons. Bases 146 to 1291 code for a protein of 381 amino acids. Gene Ontology annotation, cellular component: plasma membrane. NCBI's taxonomy places the organism in Eukaryota, Metazoa, Mollusca, Bivalvia, Ostreida, Ostreidae.